Molecule: messenger RNA, 696 nt
Organism: Adineta ricciae
Lineage: Eukaryota; Metazoa; Rotifera; Eurotatoria; Adinetida; Adinetidae
Source: the annotation of a GenBank genome assembly
AUGGAGAGCGAAUCAUCAGUUCUUCGUCUCCGGCGGAAACUUAGUGAAUUAUCACGUGAAUAUUCCAGAGAGAAACCAGUUCAACCUCGGAGUAAAUCUGCAAAUGGCCGAUUACCUGUAACUGAUUCCAGUGAUAGUUGUCGUUAUCGACGAAUGAAAAAAAAAGUUGACGUUCUUCGUACACAAAUCGAUGCUGCUCUUCAGGACGACUCUCUUUCUGUGAAUGAAACAAAUAAUUUACCAAAAGAUAUGAUUCCUACACGUGAUAAUCAAGAAAUUUUGCCCAAAAAGAAACCUUUAUUGACAGAUGAUCAAUAUCUUGUCACAAGUGAACUUGUUCAAGUCCUCUAUAGUAAACAAACGCGAAUUGAUGAAUUAGAAUCACGCCUAAAACAUGUCGAACACCACGAGUCUCAGUGGAAGAUGAAGUAUGAACGAGAAUGUAACCGUUGUGAAUUACUACAAACAAGAGUUAUUGAACUUGAGCAAGAAUUAUUAACACGAAAGCAUCAAUCAAAAAUUCUCGGUCAAUUACAGACGGAUGUCAAACGACUAAAUACUGCUUUUGAUGCUCUAGAAGUGGAAAAUACUCAACUGAAUGUUGAAUUAUCGCUGACUCGUACCAAUCAUCUAUCAACUCAACUUGAUCGAUUCCGACAUGAAUUAGCACAUACAUGUCAUGAAUCAUUAUGUUAG